Messenger RNA from Priapulus caudatus, 3453 nucleotides. RefSeq names its product matrix metalloproteinase-2-like. Bases 367 to 2238 code for a protein of 623 amino acids. NCBI's taxonomy places the organism in Eukaryota, Metazoa, Priapulida, Priapulimorpha, Priapulimorphida, Priapulidae. Gene Ontology annotation, biological process: proteolysis; extracellular matrix organization; collagen catabolic process. Gene Ontology annotation, cellular component: extracellular matrix. Gene Ontology annotation, molecular function: zinc ion binding; metalloendopeptidase activity. The record is from RefSeq and is a predicted model, not a curated record. The transcript has 3 exons.
AGCAGCAGCACCACCACCAGCAGCACCACCACCACCACCAGCAGCAGCAGCAGCAGCAGCAGCAUCCUUCCGGGGUUGAACGGGAAGCAGCAGCGCCCAUCUGCGAUCACGCCGCGGCGGCGGAGACACACGCAGAUAGUUGAAUGAACUGCGGAGCAGGCAGAGCAGGCGAAGACACACGCGCACGGAGCGGAUGAAACAAGACGUGAAUGGAGCGACGUGAGCGGCGCACGGCCGAGAGAUCGACGCAUGCGAUGGAACAUUAGCCGGGAAUCUGCAUCCGUCCUCAGUCCUGCAGUGAGUGUUCGCACGGCAGCCCUCGCACGCGUGCUGCUACCGCUGUAACACCGGCCACCGCGAACGACGAUGACGCUGCCGCGUAGUGCGUGCGAUCUCUGCGUCAUGACGCUGCUCACCUGCGCCGCCUGCCUAUGCGCGACGUCGGCAGCAGCCAUCAGCGGCUGGUCGUCGCGCAAGAGCGACGACGCGUCGGCGCCCGUGAGCGACGCGACGCAGGGCUUCCUCAUGCAGUUCGGCUACCUGCCCGAGGCGACCGUUGAGACGGGCAGCCAGCUGACCGACGAGCAGAUAUCGCUCGCCGUCAAGACGAUGCAGGAGUACGCCGGCCUGCCGCCGACGGGCGUCGUCGACAACGCGACGCGCGCGCUCAUGGCGCGUCCACGCUGCGGAAACAAGGACACGACAGCCCUCUCGCGGCUGCGACGACGCGGCGGGGGACGUCGCCGGCGAUACGUGCACCAGGGCUCGCGCUGGCACAAGACGGACCUGACGUACAAGGUGGUCGCCUACACGGCGCACGUGCAUCCCGUCGAAGUGGAGAACAUCGUCUAUCGGGCGCUGAAGCUGUGGCAGGACGUCUCCUCGCUGCGCUUCUAUCCCGCGCAUCCGAGCGGUGACGCCGACAUUCGUGUGUCCUUCGCGCGCGGUUACCAUGGCGACGGCUACUCGUUCGACGGGGCGUCUGGCGUGCUCGCGCACGCCUUCUUUCCGGGACCCGAUCGCGGCGGGGACGCGCACUUCGACGAGGAUGAGCAAUGGUCGAAGGACGGCGGCACGGGCGUCAACCUGUUUGCCGUGGCGGCGCACGAGUUCGGACACAGCCUGGGAAUGGAGCACUCGAAUGACGUCAACGCACUCAUGUUUCCCUACUACCAAGGCGCCGAGCAUCUGAUGCAGCUGCCGUACGACGACAUGCUGGGAAUCACGCAGUUGUACGGCUACAAGGACAGCCGCUCGCAACCUCCCCCGCCGACCGCUUCCCGACCACAAACGCCCUAUUAUCCAGCGGCGACACCCUCCCGACCUCAAACCCCCUCCCCUCCUCCCCAGCACCCGUACGAUCCGCGAAAACCGACGAAACCACGUGAGCCCUACCAUCCGCGACGUCCGCAGCCGACGCGGCGACCUGCGCCGACGCUGCCGACGACGCGAGUGACGUCACCGCGCGAGCCGACGGCGGCGGUAAUUCCGACGACGACGACGGCCGGCCCGACGAUGAUCGACGCGUGUCCGACCGACUACGACGCGAUCUCGGUCAUCCGCGGCGAGCUGUUCAUCUUUAGGGGGCGCCACUUCUCGCGCCUGCGCGAGCCGCGACACGUCUUCGAGAGUUACCCGGCCGACGUGCGCUACAUGUGGCACGCGCUGACGCCGCGCGACUUCACGCGCGUCGACGCCGUCUACCAGCGGCCCGACGAGUCGAUCGUCAUCUUCGAGGGUCCGCGAUACUGGAUCUUCGACGGCGUCGACGUCGUGUCGGGCUACCCGCAGCCGCUCAGCGACCUUGGACUACCUGCCGACCUGCCGCGCGUCGACGCGGCGAUGGUGUGGGGCUACAACAAGAAGACAUACCUGUUCAGCGGCACGAUGUACUGGCGAUUCAACGAGGAUGACCACCGCGUCGAGUACGACUAUCCGCGCGACAUGCGGCUGUGGAGCGGCGUGCCGUACAACAUCGACGCCGCCUUUCAGUGGACGGACGAGAAGACGUACUUCUUCAAGCGGCACGAGUACUGGCUUUUCGACGACACGGAGAUGGCCGUCGCCGAGGAUUACCCGCAGAGCGCCGCGCGCGACUGGAUGGGCUGCGAGCUCGCGUGGCUGCCGGAAACGGAAGCGCUCGCCGGUGAAGCGGACGACGCGUCGAGCGCGCGUAGGCACGUCGGCGGGCUGAGUCUAGCAAUAUCGCUGUGCGCAUGCGCGCGGGUCUUCUCCUAGAAGGAGACGUGACUGCCGAGGAGCGCUGAGAUUUUCUCUCUCUCUUCUCUUUACUUGCUCUUACUUUCGCUUUUACUCUCCUUGAGGAUAUGCCGGCGAACAUUGGCAGCUGACGAUCAGGGGAUUAGUAAGGGAGGAGGGCCUCCUGUAGGACGCACGAGGCGUAUUUAAUUAUCUCCGUCGUUUUACUGUAUUGACUGGAACUGUGGCUCAAGGCUGUUAAAAAUGAAUGACGCCUGUAAUUCUGUCCGGGACAGCGUGUUUGUCUUUCCCAGUCAUCGCACACGGAUUGUAUAUACUAGAUCGACGAAGAUAAGUGCAGAAAUAUUUUGCGGGGUAUAAACACUCUUCGAACCACUUAGGACCUUGUUAUGACCUAAGUUCGGCGACGUUACUCCUUUGCCAAUGCAAUAGAUUUUGCUGUCCUUGGGCAAACAUAUACAUGGCUGAACAUUGCCGAUGAGUGACCAGGAGACUGUAUUAUGGGCGCAGACGGGGAGAUCAGAUGAUUUAAAGAUACGACGUAUCACUUUACUGUAUUUGUAUUUGAUCGCUACAGAGUUUCUCCAGCGACCCUCGGGGGUAACACGCCCCCGUGACGGAUCGCCAUUGCUGCUUCUGUUUCAAUAUUGGUCAGGGUCAUGAAGAUGUUGUAUAACAGCAGAGGGCUUCUGCCUGAAUAAUCAUCGAACAGGGAUUAAUUAAAAAUACUUGGAGAGUUUCGGCGCAUACAUGACAUACACGUUAUUCAUGCUAAAUAACCACAGAUUCAAAAUCCAAUAUUCACUCAAAACUUUUGCCGUUUUGCUUUCGAUAAAUUUCAGCAUGUAGUCGUAUCCCGUUUGAAGCAGAAAAAUGGCUAAAUUGCGUGUACUAUAACAUCGCACUCACUCACGUACCACGUACGGCACAGAAUCGCAUGGUCGGUUUCUACCUGCUGCCAUAUAUAUAUAUAUAUAUAUAUAUAUAUAUAUAUAUAUAUAUGCGUGUGAGUGUCAGUGAGUGUGUGCGUGCGUGCGUGUGUACAUCACCAUCAACGCUGACCUUUUCUGAAGGGACCGCAGUGAAUGAAUUAGUGCAAUGUUUAAAGGUGCUACUCUUUGUAUCAAUGAUGUCGUUAGCGUGAAUGCUAGAUGGAACUGUAGCGGAGUUCCCUGUCAUUGUUCGAUAUUUGUGGCCUAUGCGGGCCGUAAGAAUGUAUAAACUUCUCAACAA